Molecule: messenger RNA, 1080 nt
Organism: Durusdinium trenchii
Lineage: Eukaryota; Dinophyceae; Suessiales; Symbiodiniaceae
Source: the annotation of a GenBank genome assembly
AUGGCCUUGUCGCUGCUCAGAGUGGUGAGAUUUAUGCUGGGCCCUCCAGGGGUCCCUCUUUGGAUUGUACUAGCCUUCGAUACCAUCAUGCUGAUGCUGGUGUCGUGUGUCAUCCUUUUGGUGCUCCCAAAGAAAAUGCUAUCCAAGUCAAAGCUAGUGCGAAGUGCCCGCAAUAGGCUAGUUCGCUGGCUUCACAGGAUGGUGGAGCCACUGCCUUCAAUGCUGUUGGUCGUGGGGACUGUUUGGCUCGGAAGGAAGUUUGGAGGAGGUAGGCUGUCCAAUGUCCCCAAAGCACCUCACGGCGUUGCAGCAAAAGCAGAAAGUAUGAAUGAUGUUUGUAUCAAGUUCUCUCCCACCAAAGGGUGGAACCUGUUCCACGAGGAAAACUUUGUGGUCUCCUUUGCACGGGAUGGUUGCGAUCUUUGGCAAGAGCAGUCGUUCAACAAGGACAAUGACUGUGAAGACCUCAGUGGCAGCCUGAAAAAGGGCGACCGCUUCAAGGUGGUUAUUGCAGAAUUGCCAGCGUUUACCCGGGUCAAGUUUCGGGUGUGUGCAAUCUCAUACUGGGGCCGUGGUCCUUGGAGCAAGGAGGUGACCAUCACAACGAUGGCAAAGCCCUCCAAGGAUUUGGGCUUCACAGGAUCGCUGGGCCCAGCCUGGGAGAAGACAGGAAGUGGCAAGAAGGAGUACAUUUGGCUACAGACCAGGAACGAGGUGCAUGUCAGGAUACCUAUCGGCCCUGAAGUUCGUGGUAAAGACAUCAAGUUCAGAGCCCAGCCACACAGGCUUCAGGUCGACCUAGCAGUCGGUACGGAAGCUUUAGAGCUGCUUCACGGAAGCCUGGCAAAUCGCAUUGACUCUGAUGAUGCCACCUGGUACAUUGACGAGUCCAAAGACGAGGGAAGGUUUAUCCAAAUCACCAUCUUCAAGAUCGAAGCCUUGGCCAGGUGGACGCGUGUUUUUGAGGGUGACGACCACCCGGAGAUCGACCCUCGCUGCGUGCAAUGGUUUGUAGAUCCUUUGAAUCCAGGAACUUUGGGUGACCUAGAUGAGUCCGGCACCAAGAUAAUUAGUUUUUGA